AUGUCGCCAACUGCAACAGCUAUCGACCAGAGUCUCGAUGUCCGGCCAAGCUCCGGUUCCCGUGAGACAAUCGAAGAGCGAUGUUUCUGUGCUGCUCUCAUAUGUCUCGAGGGCCACUACACAGAAUCCCCUGCCAUGGGGCCCCUCACAACAGCCAAGGUCACAAGCAUGGUGUCGAGGACAUUGGAGAAAACUCACGGCUUCAAGGAUGUUCGCGAGGCUCUGUCAAGAAACGUCGCGAUCUGGAUAUGGCUGACCAGGAUAUUUGCUGCUGCCAUUCCGAACCUGACCACUCGUUCCGUUGGGCCCUUGUCGAGCUUGAAUGACCCCGAGAAAGGUGUCACUCCCCAAGAGAGCACGGCUCUCAUCAUCAAAAACUACCAGAGCUUGAAAGAUGAUCUUCAGAUACUCAACAAGCUCAUGCACAUCGCGCGAAACCUCCUCGUCACCACGGAGCCCGAGGUACCCCAGGAUCUAUGUGCUGCCGUGCACUUCGAUCAGAUGGUUUAUCAGACCAUCAUUCUUUGUGUAAAUGUCACGUCGAAGGGAUACGACGGUGAGAUACUGGAUGAUCAGUCAAGACUCAAGCUGAACGACAUCACCGAUCUAUACAAGAAGAUACUCGUGACGUCUUUGCAACAGGCGCACAACUGGACCGCGAAGAACGACAGGAAUAAAAUGUCAUUCUGGUUUGACGUGCUCUUCGACGAUGACGCAGCUCUUGAUGAUCCUCAAGACGGCCUGGGCGACGGAUCUGGCUUCCGGAUAGAUGUGGCCAAGACAGAAGUGCAGCACUGGCUAGAGCGGAACUCUACAAUGUGCGACACUGCUAGGCGCCUUCUCAAGGACUAUGCCGAGAACCAUUCCCACAAACCGCCGGGAACUCUGGCCCCAAUAUCCCCAUUGGCGUGGAACUGGCUGCCUGAAGGCACCGUCAAGGUCAGAGCAGAUGAUCCGAAGGAUACUGAGAAGAUUAAUCCUCUAUGGAAACCUGAUGAGACAGACAAGUUUGAGCAAGAUAAGCGGUAUGGCCGUGUGUCUCGGGAGGUUGACAUGUGGUGGGUUAAGGCACGAGACGCAAACUUCGAUGGCUGGGUGGUCCCCAUGCCGUCAGUCGAGUUUGCCCAGGCACGGACUGAAAACUGCAAGACGAAUCUCAACCAUCGAUAUUCGCAUCAUUUUCGGGAUCAUGAUCAUGAUUACGACCAUGACCACGACAAUGAGCACGAUCACCAUCAUCAUCACCAUGACCAUGACCACGACCACGACCAUGAUCAUGAUCACCACCACCAUCACCAUCACUAUCACGAACAUGAUCACGAGCAUAUCCAUAUCGAAGACGGCGAGCUUGCUCUUCCUGGGGACUACGCGCAUGACUAUGUCGACGAUUUGGCGGAUGAAGACGAUGUGGAUGAUGAUGAGUCCUACGGAGAGGGCCCGAUGACCGGGCUACUCACAGAGGUUCCCAACAUUCUGGAUCCCAAGCAAAUUGAGGCGCUACAUAUGAUCGUGAAGUCCUGCAUCUUUGACGCAGCCGGGAGCGGUUGGACUCGCGCGGGAGAAAACUUGCAGAAGACGAGAUGUAGGAUGUUUCUCGCCCUUGACUGCGGCAAGAGCCUCCUUCGCGAAAUGCUCGUUUUCAUUGCAGUCUGGGAGAAGGAUGAGCAGUCCCUGAUCUUCCAGAUCACGAGCCAGAUUGUUCAAGCAAUCCAUCACAGUGCACUUAUACCUUACGCUUGGAACUCGCUACGGAUUCCUAAGGAUAUCAUCUCACCUGCUCAGACGGUACUUCUUCGACUCGUCAGCUCCAUGUUCCGUGAUCGAUCAAAGAACCCACCGCCCGAGGAGUCUAAAGAGAAUCUUGCAGCCGUCAAGCUACUUCAUUUCUUCUUCAGCUCCUUUCGCAGUCGCAUAGUGCCCGAGUGCGUUGCUCUCAUGCAUCUACAAGGUCAAAUUCGGAACGAACAACUUGACCCAGCGGACUUCCCCGUGGACACCUGGGAUAUGGAGCGAGCCAAAGAUGGGCUGGCGCAGUUCCUCGACUUUCUCGCAGCGGUGACUGACGAUUACGACCUUCGAUCGAAGCUGGUCGAAUGGGAAGCUGUUUACGAUCUCUUGGCACUGCUACAGGGCUUGGAGACUGGCGUUGCUAAGAAGGCUCUUGUUGAGCUACCGAACCGUUCUGCCAACCGCUCCACUGACUCUAACUCAUCCACGCCCAUCGUCGAACGACCUUAUGAUGGCAGCGCGGAUCAUCCGCCUCCACCGCCACCGCCACCAGUUCAAGAUCCUGCCUACAAGUUUCCGUGGGCUGGUAUCAAGGGUCAGAUCUUGCAAAUAUUAGCUUCAUUGCUACAGCCACCGCCAGGCCGUUCGAGUCCUGGCAAUCCGGAGGUCCAGAAGCAGGUGUUGAAGCAUAAGGGCAUGGUAGCGCUUCUGAAUUGCUGCUCAUAUGAUGACAACAACCGCUACGCACGAGAGAGGGUUCAACUAUGUCUCAAGUGGCUUAUGGACGGCUCUGAGGAAGCUAAUCAAUUCUUGCGCAAUCUGGUUGCAACUGGCCCGCCACCGACUUUGCAGCCUCCUGCAGCCCCUGCUGGGGCGGGCCCGUCAGCGGCAACCACAAAGCUUCGUAUCAAUGGGGUGGAUGGGGAGGUGAAUGUUCAAGUCCGCUCAGCUUCAGCCGUAGAACAGAGUGGUGCCAGCGGAAGUGCGAGCAAUGUGGCAACGGGGCCUUCUCCGAGCAGUAGUAGCAGCGCUCUCGGCCAGGUGAACGCAUCUCAGACACAAAUGGCACCGAGGAGCCGAUCAGAGGAGCUUCUGCGUGAUAUUAUCAACCUGGCCGACGAGGCUGCGCGGCUCGCGCUGGGCGAGAACGGGGACGAGACGGAAGACGAGGAGUUCAUGGACUGCGUCAUGAAGCUUACUGAGCGACUCAAGGCGGAAGGAAUUGACAUCAACCUGCGGGACGUGCUGGAGGUCGACACGGAUCCUAAGCUGCGGAAUCUGAGGGAUAAGGUGUAG
Molecule: messenger RNA, 3024 nt
Organism: Phaeoacremonium minimum UCRPA7
Lineage: Eukaryota; Fungi; Ascomycota; Sordariomycetes; Togniniales; Togniniaceae
Product: putative essential cytoplasmic protein
Exons: 3
Coding region: 1-3024 (1007 amino acids)
Cellular component (GO): cytosol
Source: RefSeq, a predicted model, not a curated record